CGCCUUUAAGCAAGCGCAAAAAAGAUUCCCAGCCCUUUUUUUCCCACCUUCUCUCCAACACCUUCCUGCUCUUCAAUUUUACUUCAGGUUGUUCCUUCCACACACACCGCAAUCAUGAGCGAAGAAGUCUACGAGGGUGCUAUCGGCAUCGAUCUUGGCACUACCUACUCUUGCGUUGCCAACUACGAAGGCACCAAUGUUGAGAUCAUUGCCAACGAGCAGGGUAGCUUCACCACUCCCUCGUUCGUGUCCUUCACCUCAGAGGAGCGUCUUAUCGGUGAGGCGGCCAAGAACCAGGCUGCUAUGAACCCCGAGAACACUGUCUUCGAUGUCAAGCGUCUCAUUGGUCGCCGAUUCGAGGACGAGACCGUCACAAAGGACAUCAAGUCAUGGCCAUUCAAGGUCGUUGACCAGAACGGCAGCCCCAUUGUCGAGGUCGAGUACCUCGGUGAGAAGAAGCAGUUCUCUCCUCAGGAGAUCUCUGCUAUGGUUCUUGUCAAGAUGAAGGAGGUCGCUGAGACUAAGCUCGGUAAGAAGGUCGAGAAGGCCGUCAUCACUGUGCCUGCUUACUUCAACGACAACCAGCGUCAGGCUACCAAGGACGCUGGUGCCAUUGCUGGCCUCAACGUUCUCCGUAUCAUCAACGAGCCCACCGCCGCUGCUAUUGCUUACGGUCUUGGUGCCGGUAAGUCCGACAAGGAGAGGAACGUUCUCAUCUACGAUCUCGGUGGUGGUACUUUCGAUGUGUCUCUUCUGCACAUUCAGGGUGGUGUCUUCACUGUCAAGGCUACUGCCGGAGACACACAUUUGGGCGGUCAAGACUUCGAUACAAACCUCCUUGAUCACUUCAAGAAGGAGUUCACUAAGAAGACCAAGAAGGACAUCAGCGGUGAUGCCCGUGCUCUUCGCCGUCUCCGAACUGCUUGCGAGCGUGCCAAGCGUACUCUCUCCAACGCCACCCAGACUACCGUUGAGAUCGAUUCUCUCUUCGAUGGCGAGGACUUCAAUGCGAACAUUACACGCGCCCGUUUUGAGGACCUGAACCAGAAGGCCUUCGCUGGCACUCUGGACCCCGUUGCCCAGGUUCUCAAGGACGCCAACAUCGCCAAGGACAAGGUCGACGAGAUCGUUCUCGUUGGUGGUUCUACCCGUAUUCCCAAGAUUCAGAAGCUCCUCAGCGACUUCUUCAACGGCAAGAAGCUCGAGAAGAGCAUCAACCCCGAUGAGGCCGUUGCCUACGGUGCCGCCGUCCAGGCCGGUAUCCUUUCUGGAAAGGCUACCUCCGCCGACACCGCUGACCUCCUCCUUCUCGAUGUCGUUCCCCUCUCCCUUGGUGUCGCCAUGGAGGGUAACAUUUUCGCUCCCGUCGUUCCCCGUGGCCAGACUGUUCCUACUAUCAAGAAGAGGACUUUCACCACUGUUGCCGACAACCAGCAGACCGUCCAGUUCCCUGUCUUCCAGGGUGAGCGUGUCAACUGCGAGGACAACACCUCCUUGGGCGAGUUUACUCUUGCACCAAUCCCUCCGAUGAGGGCCGGAGAGGCUGUUCUUGAGGUUGUUUUCGAGGUCGAUGUCAACGGUAUCCUGAAGGUCACUGCCACCGAGAAGACCUCCGGCCGCAGCGCCAACAUCACCAUCUCCAACGCCGUUGGCAAGCUCUCGUCAACUGACAUCGAGAACAUGAUCAACGACGCCCAGAAGUUCAAGACCAGCGACGAGGCUUUCAGCAAGAAGUUCGAGUCCAGGCAACAGCUCGAGUCCUACAUCUCCCGUGUCGAGGAGAUGGUCUCUGACCCCACCACCUCUAUCCGUCUUAAGCGUGGUCAGAAGGAGAAGAUUGAGUCUGCUCUCUCUGAUGCCAUGGCCCAACUCGAGGUUGAGGAUGCCUCCGCUGAGGACCUGAAGAAGAAAGAGCUUGCGCUCAAGCGCACUGUCACCAAGGCUUUCUCUACCCGAUAAGCGUAUCAUGUAUGAGGAGUGCCACAUGGGUUGGCGGGUAGGAAGUAAGGGCGCAGGUGCAGAAUACCCAGACUGCAAGCUGUGAACGGAGUUUCAUCUAUUGCGGCUUUUAACGAUAGACUUGGUGUGUUUAGUUCCUUCUUCUUUCAUGGGUUCCCGUUUCCGGCAUUCGUGGAACGUGAAAAAAAAGUCUUCUUUAUGCUUUUACGACGAUGCCUGACGAAACGAUCGUAACGGAUGUUCUGCAAAAGUAUGCCUGGCGGUCAACGUCUCUUAUGUAGUUCACGAGGUAGAUGCACGGAGAGAGGAAAGGAAAUUGAAAUGAAUUUGUUAAAUUUGGCCU
This is a messenger RNA of Bipolaris sorokiniana ND90Pr, 2302 nucleotides long. RefSeq lists its product as uncharacterized. The coding region runs from base 115 to 1959 and encodes 614 amino acids. Gene Ontology annotation, cellular component: nucleus; cytosol; cytoplasm. Gene Ontology annotation, biological process: cellular response to unfolded protein; protein refolding; vesicle-mediated transport. The record is from RefSeq and is a predicted model, not a curated record. Gene Ontology annotation, molecular function: heat shock protein binding; ATP binding; ATP hydrolysis activity. NCBI's taxonomy places the organism in Eukaryota, Fungi, Ascomycota, Dothideomycetes, Pleosporales, Pleosporaceae. The transcript has 10 exons.